Dovyalis caffra is the source of this 381-nucleotide messenger RNA. Lineage: Eukaryota; Viridiplantae; Streptophyta; Magnoliopsida; Malpighiales; Salicaceae. The record is from the annotation of a GenBank genome assembly.
AUGGCCAUUUAUCCAGCGAGGCUUCGACUCAUGAUGAGGAAGGCAAAGCAACGAGGUGGGUCCUUUUCUGAUGAUGAUGAGGAGGAGAAUGAUUAUAUAAAGGAGUUCGAUGAAGGAGUUGGACAGUCUGCCACUGAGACUGCCCAGAAUAGAUAUCUUAUAGGAACUGCUAGCGAUAGCGAUGAUUCUGAUGAUCAAAAGCGUGUGGUUAGGUCGGCUAAGGACAAACGUUUUGUAGAGAAGUUGGCAACUGUUGAUCAAAUGAAGAAUGCUAUGAAAAUUAACGAUUGGGUGAGCUUGCAAGAUAGCUUUAAUAAGGUAAAUAAGCAACUUGAGAAAGUUAUGAGGAUUAUGGAGUCUGAGAAGGCCCCUACCCUUUAA